Molecule: messenger RNA, 2210 nt
Organism: Oryza brachyantha (malo sina)
Lineage: Eukaryota; Viridiplantae; Streptophyta; Magnoliopsida; Poales; Poaceae
Product: probable receptor-like protein kinase At1g11050
Exons: 1
Coding region: 119-2074 (651 amino acids)
Biological process (GO): protein phosphorylation
Molecular function (GO): protein kinase activity; ATP binding
Source: RefSeq, a predicted model, not a curated record
GAACACCACCACCCACCCCGCUGGAAUAGAGAGCCUUGUCUUGUCCUCACUCUCGUCCGAGCUACUACUGCGCUGCGUCCACCACUCGUCUUCUCGCGCGCACCAACUGUUCGCGGAAAUGCCGAGCACGGGGCGGCGACGCAGUGCUGCUGCUCUGGCUGUGGUGGUGCUGGCGGUGGUGGUGGUGGUGCUCGCCCGGUCGCUGGAAGGGGUGGAUGGGGCCGGCGCGGGUGGAGGGAACGCGACGUGCCCGCUCGACCUGAGCUACGUGCCGACGUUCCCGUGGGACGCCGCGCUGUGCGCCGGCGGCGCGCGGAACAUGACGGGGUGCUGCAUGACGCUGCUGUCCGUGUUCGCCAUCGGCCUCGCGGGGCAGGUCCGCGCCACGGGCCGCUUCCGCAUCCCGUCGGUGGGGGCGUCCGCGGCCUGCCUCAGGGACUUCGGGGCGAAGCUCUCGGCGCCGCCGCUCUCCCUCCCGGGCGCGUCCCUCGUGCCGGCCUGCUUCCCCUCGCCGGACCAGUUCGUCGCCUCGCCGUCCUUCUGCGCAGGGGUGACCACCGCCGCGGAGUACAGGGCGGUGGUCGGGAACGACUCCGUCGCCGCGCUGGAUUUCGCAUGCGGCGCCGACCUCUCAUCGCUGCCGCUCUGCUUGCGCUGCCUCGACGCGGGCAUCGCCGCCACCUCCCGCCUCAAGGCCGCCGCCAACGUGUCCGGCAACUCUUCCGCCUCCGACACCGCGAUGAACUGCUUCUACCUCACCGUCACGUACGCGGCCGGCAUCUCCAACGCUGCCGGCCCCACCUUUCCGUCUACCGCCGGUUGCACCCUCGGCCUCGCCCUCUCCACCCCUCCCGCCGCACCAUCCAAACCCCACGACACGGUGAUCUUCGCCGCCGCUAUCCCCAUCGCACUCCUCCUCGCCUCGCUUCUCGCGUUCUUUAUCUGGAGGAGACGUGACAAGAAGAAAAAGAUUCACGAGAUCUCCAAAGAGGGAUCGGCGGAGCGGCGGUCGCAUCCGCGGCCGAACACCGGGUCGAUCCUGUUCGACAUUGCCGAGCUGUCCAGGGCAACGGACAGCUUCGCCGACGGCAACCUCGUCGGGCGCGGUGGGUUCGGGGCCGUCUACCGCGGCGUUCUCGCCGACGGGUCAGUGGUCGCCGUGAAGAAGAUGCUCGACCCGGACGUGGAGGGCGGGGACGAGGAGUUCACCAACGAGGUGGAGAUCAUCAGCCACCUCCGGCACCGCAACCUGGUGCCGCUCCGUGGCUGCUGCAUCGUCGACGACGACGCCGAGGAAGGGAAGCAGAAGUUCCUCGUGUACGACUUCAUGCCCAAUGGCGCGCUCGAGGACUUCAUCUUCCGGGACGUGGAAGGAGGCAGCAAGCGUCCGGCGUUGACAUGGGCGCAGCGGCGGAGCAUAAUCAUGGACGUGGCGAGGGGGCUGGAGUACCUGCACUACGGCGUCAAGCCGGCGAUCUACCACCGGGACAUCAAGGCGACCAACAUCCUGCUCGACGGCGAGAUGCGCGCGCGCGUGGCGGACUUCGGGCUGGCCAGGAGGAGCCGGGAGGGGCAGUCCCACCUCACGACGCGCGUCGCCGGCACGCACGGCUACCUGGCGCCGGAGUACGCGCUGUACGGGCAGCUGACGGAGAAGAGCGACGUCUACAGCUUCGGCGUGCUGGUGCUCGAGAUACUGAGCGGCCGGCGCGUCCUCGACAUGGCGGCUCCGGCAGGGCCCGUGCUGAUCACCGACUGGGCAUGGACGCUCGUCAAGGCCGGCCAGGCGAGGGAGGUGCUCGACGGGGCGCUGUCGACGGCGGAGAGCCCGAGGGGAGGCACCAUGGAGAGGUUUGUGCUCGUCGGGAUCCUGUGCGCGCACGUCAUGGUGGCGCUCCGGCCGACCAUCACCGAGGCGGUGAAGAUGCUGGAGGGGGACAUGGACAUACCGGAGCUACCGGACCGGCCGCUGCCGUACGGGCACAACUUCAUGUUCAGCGAAGCCGGAAGCAACUUCAGCGCCUCGCCGGCAUUCAGCGGCCCGUUCAUGGACAAUGGGGACAUGCUCAGGUGAUCUUUUCUUGGCGAAUUCUUCAAGGAUCAUACAACCUAGAUAAGAACAGUAGAGAUGUAGUAGCUCGUGCGGAUUCUGAUCGACUGAACUCCAGAAUCAUGUUUCAUUAUCUCUUGAUUUGUAUUGAUUUUUUUUU